CUAUCUGACAUAUACAAAGAAGACGGCACGCAGGGAGAGACCUGUGUACACGAAUGCAGGUGGUAUUGUGUGACGUACCGACUGACGGCGGGCGAGGGCCCAUCGGUGUGCCGCCCCUGCCCUGGGGAGGCACUUCGGAGGCCGUUCUCACGCCCGCACCACGGACCUGUGCAUACACGCAUUGGUGGAGUGUCGUGAUGGCUCGGAGGAUGUACGUCACUACCUGGGUAUGGUUGUGAUGAUACGUGGAGGUGGUUCCUGCACAAGUACCGUCAGUCAGAUGUGAUGGUCAUGUGCAUAGCCUUCAUGGCCUUGGCUGACCUUUUGCUUGCUGUCCAGUGACUUAUGAAAGGCCUCCGACCCGUAUGCCGGCGGCUGCAGUAAAGAGAGAAAAUAUGUGCAUGUGGUGGCGCUCAGACGCAUCCUCUCAUUCCACGCACCUUUUCGUCACGCUCCCUCAAGCCGCUCGCCGCGCCGGCUUUACCCUGACACCCACGAUAACGCCUCCACGUGUGCGUACCUUAUUCCCCGCUCCGAUAUUCCCUCCGUUGGCGGCCGCAGCUGCCGGCCCAGCACCGCCCACUCCUGGUGACGACGGUUUCGGUGCAACGCUAUCCUGCACAUAGACGACCCCACAAAGCAUAGGACCCAUUGGAACCGCACGCACUGACAUGCUGCUUCGUUUGCUACUCACGUCUUUUUGGGUGUGGUUGUGCUGGUGGUGCUCGUCAUCGGCAGGCGAUGCGGUCUGCUGGUGAGGGCACAUACACAGAAAUCAACCCCCGUGGUAUCAGGAGGAUACUGCUUACGCUGGCCUGGCCGGUGUUGGCCACGGGAGACUCUCCAGGCGGAUCUGCCCACAGAAACGACAGAAACGACAGACAUCAUUCCACCAUUUUCGUCGCCCCCCGUCCUGCCUUCCCGGUGCAAACCGUCUUCUUCGAAGGUGAUGAGAUUUCUGGGCUGCUGGUUCUCCCUGAGGAUGUACCUGUCCUCAUCUGUCGUCAACUCCCUCCGUCCCAACACCAACCGGCCGUACAAACGGUCGAAGCACCCCUUGCGUGAGGUGAUUGUGAAAGGGGGAAAUGGGCCCUCGCGCCCCUCUUCUUUCCACACUUCCACAAUGUUGGCCAACUCACAGCGGCUCGAUACACCAUUGCGUCUACAGCAGCUCCAGCGGGCGGGAAACGCCUCGGUAUCGGGUGCCGAACAGUUGAAGAUGAGCUCUGGAUCCUCAAUGCCGAGCUCGCCAGAUGCUACAGAGGCGUGGGGGUUCCGCAGCCCCGCCAU
Molecule: messenger RNA, 1290 nt
Organism: Vitrella brassicaformis
Lineage: Eukaryota; Vitrellaceae
Source: the annotation of a GenBank genome assembly